This is a messenger RNA of Daphnia magna, 1726 nucleotides long. RefSeq names its product sushi, von Willebrand factor type A, EGF and pentraxin domain-containing protein 1-like. The record is from RefSeq and is a predicted model, not a curated record. NCBI's taxonomy places the organism in Eukaryota, Metazoa, Arthropoda, Branchiopoda, Diplostraca, Daphniidae. The coding region runs from base 131 to 1480 and encodes 449 amino acids. The transcript is spliced from 8 exons.
GCGUAUCAGUGGAAUAAACUAUUUCCCGGAUAACAUCUAAUAAACACGGAAACCAUGGUGUGAUACCUUAACCGACCACUUCCGGUUGCGAAAGGCUGAAAAAGCUGUUUCUUUUCUACAGACAGUACAGAUGGUUGAAAUGAACUGUCAAACAUCCACCCCAAAGGAUGUAAUGACCAGUAUUCCUGCUACGACCGAAAUUAACACACGCGAUCCAUUUGGACCAUCGGAUACGCCAAUGGAAAAACCUAAAAUAUACUGCGAAUCGCCCGGACCAAUCUCGAACGGCUGGAUCGAUACUACGGAAAAUCUUCCUUUAAAAAUGUCACCGGUAGGCAGAUCAAUCCUUUAUCGUUGCAACAAAAACACGAAGCUUAUUGGUGCUUCCUCUGCCACUUGCGAAAAAGGCGGAAAUUGGAGUAAAAGUCCACCAGAAUGUUUAUCGCCUUGCAUCGUACCCGUGGUAGAAUAUGGCGUCGUGCGAAACGAGUCUUCUGGAUCAACUUUAUCUCACGGAGAGAAGUUAACCUUCGAUUGCAUUAAUUCAUACCAGCCGGCUCAUGGAUUGAUCACCUCCAUUUGCAAUAACGGAACGUGGAAUGUCAUUCCUCGAUGCGAACCAGACCACAUGAUUACAGCCCCUAAAGGAAAUUGUGACAUGCCGGAAAUACCGAACGGAAUGUUCGUUCAAAUUGAUGGAAGGAACGUGACCAAUAACCAAGCCUACGUCACUGGAACUGAAAUCUUUUAUAAAUGUACUGAUCCUAAUAAACGACUAAUCGAUAACUCAGAUUUAGAAGUGGAGCAUUCACGUCGUGUCUGCGAUACGGCAACACGAAGCUGGAAAGGAAGUCUGUUAAAAUGCGAGGCAACGUGUGGAUCCUUGAUCCACCUCAUCCGGCUUAAGCAGUUAGCUGAUGAUGAACCAGAAUUACGUAACGUCACGUUCGACGGAGCAGUUUUAGUCGGUGAACGCUACAAAGUUGGGACCAACGCAUUAGUAUAUUGCAAGCCAACAGAAAAUGUUGUUCACCCAACGGCCACUUCGAAUAUUGGCAUCAUGGCGGUUUGCCAAUCUAACGGGACGUGGGGGGGAGGUUUUCCUAUUUGUGGUCCACCGGUAGCAGGUCGCUUGAAGUUAUUGACAUUUUAUAUCAUCCUGGCUUCGUCCGUCGCGGGUUUAAUUUUCUGUUUGAUUUUAAUCUUGAUUUGCAACAAGUACGGAUAUCUCAAUCGGACUUCUCCCGAUGUUAGCAACCACAACAGCAAUAAUGAAAACAGCAACGAUGCACAAGGAAUGCGGGCUGAACUACUUCGUCAAAUCGGACGGCAAAGUUUCUAUUCGUUGGACGAGACUCCCGCUAGUGGCGACCGCGGAUACGCUACGAUUCACCGACCAGGAACACUUAGGAGACAGUCGGCCUUGAUUGUUCACUAUGGAAAAGACAGACCUACCAGUCAAUAUGGCAAGCUGGGUUAGUAAUAUUCAAUUCUGCCAUUACCGUUCCAAGUUAUAAACUAAUCAAACUGAACUAAAAACAUGUUAAACAAACGUGAGUGCUGCUUGUGAGGAAAGUUGCCGGUAAACAACGAAAGAAAAAAGAACACGCACGUAGCACAGACAUUUUAAUCGAAUUUGUGGAAUAUCUAUUUUACAUCGAUAAAGUACGACGUGGCAGAUUUCCUGCGCACAGGCUACGAAAUAGAUUUUGUUCUUGCAACCAUA